AGAUGGGCCCAGGUCCCAGCCAAAGGGCCAGGGCAGGCCGUGGGGUGCCUCGCCGCUCAGCCCCUGCCCUGCCCGGAGGGAGCUGCGGGCCGUCCCUCCUGGGGGGCUCCCGCUCUGAGCCUGGGGCGGCCGGUCGCCCUGAGGAGGGCGGGCGGCUCAAGAAAGUCUACGCAGGAGAAGGAUGAGCGCAAAAGGCAGAUGAAUUGCUUAAAGGGUUGGGGCUAUCUUCUUCCCCCUUCCCAUACAGUAAUCCACAUAAAAGCCGGGAGGAAAAAAAAAAAAAACCCUUCAUCUUUUUACUGUUCUAUAUAGUAAAAGCAUGACUUAAAAAAAAAAAGUCUUCACUGGAAAGUGUUUCAUCCUAUACAUGUAAAGGAUGUUUUUCAAGCAUGUUACUUAUCUGAAAAGCUAGGCUGGUAAAAGAGCAUCUUUUAUGUUGCUUUAGAAGGGGUUUAAACUAAACCUCAAAAAAGCAGCUCUCACUCCAGGCUAGGAUGCUGUCGCACAAACAGUUAUACUGACCCGCCUUCUCCAUCCGCAGUAAAACUUUCUGGUUACAGACAGACUGGACUGAUUGUGGAGCAGGUCUGUCCUCCUUCCCUCCCUUCCUGACAAACCCUUGUUGACGCCAAUUUCAUGCCAGAAAGACAUCUGGUUUUAAUAAAUUCUGGAAAGUACCUAAGGAGAAUCAAGGCUGGCAUAUGCAAGUCAAACAGAGGUUUCCUUUAAGUCACUCACUUCUCAGCAUUCCUAAUCUAGCACAGGCAGAGCCUUGAUUGCAUCACAAUUACUAUAAACAGGGCUUUUUGGUUUUUAAUCUCAGUCUGUCCUAUGAACAUUUCUGUAUCUUCCCCAUUUUGCUUCAUCUUCAGUUGCACGCAAUCGUCAUUUCAUUACGUUUUUUCCCAUAGAAACUAUUCAAAUCCUGUGCAAAUGUGUCAUAUGAAGAAUGAGCGAUUACAAAAUAGUUAGCCCUUCAGAGGGCUUUCCAGACACUUCUUCAUUUUCUGACAGACAUAUUUGAAAACACAUAUGUGAGGUGAAACAGAUAGGGGCAGGUUUCUGAAAACCAGUUUUGAAAUGGUAGGUUCCUUAAAAAUCUGACCAAGUCCACAUUUCACACGAACAAAUGAGCACCUCAGCUAAGCAGCCAGCUAAACCUGGGGAGGCCACGAAUCCACUGGUGGUGCCUUUGGUAUUGGAGCCCAAAGUGUCUGCUUUUAAGAACAUUUACAGGCGUCACAACUCUGACAGCCCUGAUGAGUUUCAUAUGCAUCCUAGCACCUACCCUAUCCUUAACAGAUUUUCCUGCGCCCAUCUUCAAACUGGUACCUUUUCCUCCUUUUAGGCUAAGUGAUACAAAAUUGGGACAAGAGUCACAUUACCUUGAAACACCUUGUAGAGGCACAUGAAUUAAAAAGGCUGGUUAAACCUACUAUAAUUCUGGAUGAGUGGUCACACAGUGCUUUCCUGUGGUUUAUUUCAACUUUGUCAUUAAUUUGGAUAAAUUUUUACCAGCUGUCAAGCUUUUAGAAGCAAGGAAUUCACAGCUUCAGAUACAGGGUUGGCUUGGCACACCUCACUGACUAAUGGGAAUAAUUGCACUUGGCAGAAGCAUCUGACCCCUUGGUGCAAAGGAUCUGUUCAUGCAAACGCAGUAGUAACUGCUUUUUCAUGUUCUUGUAUUUCCUGUGCUCACGACCCGUAUGGAAACCGUCUAGGUUUGCCACAUUGUAAAAUCUUGUGUAACAUUUCCAUGAUAAUGCUCUUUCAGCUGGUAUUCCCUGUUAAAGGACUAUGAAAAGGUGAACAGGAAUGGGAUAAUAGAGGAGAAUGGCUGUGAAAUAUUUUGCUUCCACUAUAGUUGUGUUGUUGCUAAAAAUGAAUUAAUAUGUUAUCUUGAAUAUAUAAGUAGUUUUAGUAAAGGACAUGGACAUUUCUUGGUACAAGUAGCAAACUUCAAAUCUGUAGGAAUUUGAAAUCAGUUUAGAGCACAUAAAAUGAAAUAUCAUGUUCUGAAGUAUUACAAAGUGAAACUCCCAUGUUGGUGACAGCUUUUUUUUUAAGCAUGCAUAAACAAACAGUGCUUUAACAACACGUAACAUAGGUAGCUCACAGUCCAGUCGUGAGAAUGGCUGAAAUAAGUAAUAGCAAUGCAAGACAAAAGUUUAGUACUAGAGAAAGCUUCUACUUAAAAGUUUCAAGUUCAAGUUAUAUCUUCAUUUCACAGUUGGUCAUUAUUAGUGCUGGUUAUUUUUUAAGUCAUUUAGUAAAAAUAUUCUAGCUUGAUCCUGGAAGCAGUAUAGCUUUAGAACAAUGCUCUGCCAUGAGAUAACACAACUGUACUUUUUCCUUCUUCCUACUAGCUUUUUGAGCCCUCGGGAAUUGUCAUAGCUAUCACAUCUGCUACAUAGUCACAUUUUGUGUUUUCCCUUGCGCAAUGUAGCCCUUUUUAAGUAUAGGUUUUUAAAAAAAAAAAAACCUAUGCUAGAAAACAGACUGUCUAUGAAGUGUGAAUGUAAGCUAAAUUCUUCUAUUCUUUUUUCUUAAUCACCUGCAACCAUACUGUCUCAAGAUGUGAUUACGGAAGCUCUCACAAGUGAGGUAGCGUAGUGUUAGGUUAGCACUGGAACGGACAGAUCUACCCCCAGGAAUGGAACUCCUACAGGAAACGUAACUGACAAUUCAGUACUAGAUGUGGGUUCCCCUUCCCUGAGGCAGCGCUAAGCUUAACUAGGGGUCUAAUGUAUCACUGGAAGGAGAGGAGAAGAAGUAAUCACAUCUCCUGAGAAGGUAUACAAAGGAUCUAGUCAUCUCUGGUAUAAUUGGCAUAGCUUUAAAUACUCAGAAGAAUAUUUCUUUUCUUUUUAGAAUAUUUUUCCUAAUUUUCUGAAUCAGCAAGAUUUUAGAGACCGAGAGCAAGGCUUCAUUUCUGAGUGGCUAUGUAUUUAUCCAUUAUGUUUCCUAUGUAUAAGUGAUGGAGAUGUGGACAGGAAUUCCACAUCCAUUGGGAUCAUUAAAUGGCUGUAUAGAGUUACCGGUUCAAUUCGGCAACUAUAGGACUAAUCUUAGAAAAAAUAAAAAUAAAAUUGUGAAGUUGUGUUCUGUUUUAGUUCUACAUUUAUUCCUUUUGUCAGAUUCUUCUCCUCUUUGAUAUAACUGAAAUUUUGUGCUUUGUUGAACAAGAAAUUACCACUGAAGUUCUGGAAGAGUUUGCCAUGAAGUGUUUUCCUUAAAGAUGAAUACUUCAAGAAACUUACAAAAUUGCAUUUUAAGUAAGAGGGUUUUUUUAGCAUCUUGUUAAUAGUUUCAGUUAAAAAGACUGUUGCAAAACAUAGUAAAGAACAGCUCGCUGUAAGAUCAGUAUGACUCAGGAACACAGCCUUAUAUUCCUUCAUUAUUACUAAGCAUCUUUCCAUUAUUUUAAUAUUAGGACUGUCCCUAAAGAGAGGAAUUUUAUGAAGCUUGCUCCAUGUCAUUACAAGCCUAUCAGAGGUCAUAUCUGUCAACAAUGAGACCGCAAAAUUGCCCUAUUUCACUUUGACUCAAUGCUAUUUAGCUAUUAAAAAUGUCUAUAAAUUGCCAUACACUUGUAGUAACCACUAGUCUGAAAUAGAAAGAAAACUGUAUACAGAAUUAGAACAAGCCAAAAAUUAUCAAGACUGCAUUUCAGAGUAAGUCUCCUUGGAGGUAAAGAACCUUCUGAUAGUUUAAGGAAGGUGUCAUUAGUCAGAAACAGUUCUUAGAAAUCUUUUCUUGAAUAUGUAAAUAAUAAUCAGUGUUCCUUCCCCAGUUAUCCCAUUUAAGUUACUGGUUUCCUGUAUUUCAUAAAGGCAUUCUGCUGCAGAAUGAUUUAAUAUUAGAAUACCAUGAAGGUGUUUAGUAUUAAUACCUGUAAUUGAUAGUAAAAUGAAUAUUUGUGCUUUUGAGGAACCUAGAUACGACACUGAGCCUGAUAAUGCAAAAAAAAUUGAGCUCAAGUUUCUGCAGUUGCAGCUGACAUUACCAGUAGCUGCAAUGGCAACUUUACAUGAAUCAAAGCAACUCAGGCUGUACUUCUGGCUUAUGCUUUGUGCUUCCUGGUUUCAGUGCACUGAUUUGGGAAAUUGAAGGUUCACCUUACUAACUCCAAAAUACUGGAGUUCUAGUGUGAUUUAAUAAGACAUAACCAGUCCUGUGCUACUGCAAAUAGGAGUUAAUUUUGUUCACAAGAAUGGCUACACUAAAUUUAAUGUUCAUCAUCAAAUCUGACUCUUAACUCUGAAUUCUCAGGAUCCUAUUGGUUCAGGUAAUAUUUGAAUCUUUUACAGGUUUACUACGAUUUUUUUGUUUGUUUUUAAACCUUCUCUUUAGAAAAAGAUGUGAUGCAAGACAUUUAAGAAACUAAGUGCCUACAAGCGUACCAAAAGGGAUGAAUUCUAAAAAUUUGCACUGAAAAUCUAAAUGAUUUCUUUCCUCUUGUGUUCAUGCUGAGAACGACAGAAAUGAACAUCAACUAAGUUUAUGUAUGAACCCAAAAUAGGCAUCAUUUUCACUCGUGUUUUUUCCUCCUUGACUUCCAGAUGACUUGCAUAUCAAAAACUGCCACUUCAGUUGACAUUCAUCUUGUCUUAACAGACUAACUGAAUCUAAACAUCAUGGACAAACAGCUGAGCUGUGAUCCCAGGAGUAAGAAGUUUUGCCUUAGCAGCAUUCAGUACUCUACUUCUGAACUCUAACAAACAGAGAAGACUUUUUGAAGUGACUCGAAACCUUUGCUUCCACCACAGUUCAAACAGUACUCCACUGUUUCUGUGUGCAGCUUGACCAUAUGGAAAUAGAGGAUUAGCAACCAGCAAGGUCCUAAAAAUGCAGCACUAUAUUUCCCCAGGAAGAGAAAAGGUCAUAUCCUGCAGUUUACAUAGAAACUAUCUCAUGUCAUGUAGUCACAGAUAUAACCGAAAGGAAGAUGUGACCCUGUCUGUUUACUUUUUUGCAUAGUUUAGAGAAAAGCAGCCACUUAAAACUUACAGUCACAUUCCUACACUGAGUAAAAACAAAUGAAUCAGUUGUCAUAGUUUACCUGCAGGCCCUUUCCAUCAGGGUUAAGGGCUGAGUCAGACCUACCCAUGGAUUAUUUGCCUGUGUUAUGCAUUACAGGCUCAUGAAGCCAAAGGAAAUUUUAAAGUCAGUAUCUUUGGCAGGAAGCAGUUAUUUAGCUACUAGACAUAGGAAAAGACUUUCUCUAUUAUGAACUUGCUGCAAGAGAGAUUACUUUCACAGUCUACUGGAAAUAGUUUAUUUUAUCCCCAUACUCAGAAACAAAGUUCUACUAUUACACAUAUCUAAUCUUCCCCCUUUACACUAUGUGACCAAGAGUGUUUGUAACUAUACAAUACAUACUAUACAAUAAAUAGUGGAAAAACAUUAGUUUGGAUCUUUCUGCUGAGCACUACCAGCAUAUAUUUCAGGCUGCUUUGCAUAAUAAAAUGAAUACAUACUUCUGUUGUAAUGGUUAUAGUGGAUGGUUUUGUUUUGUUUUUAAAGCAUCCGAAUGUUAUAGUUGUUUAAUGGAAGGGAGGGCAGCAGCAUGGAAGAGACUCUCCUUGGGGAGAGAAAAGGCAAGGAGUUGUGGGACAGACUCCCAAGCCAGUCGAACAGCGUUUUUGACCGUGGGCUAUAGACGAAGCCCAGUGCCUACCUAGUUGUCUUGAGCGACCUCCGUGUUAGUUUCAGAUCCCUUCUCUUCCCGCGAGCAUGAAGGCAGGGUUACACGGUUUCAUUCUCUCUACAGGAAAAAACUAGUCUGCUGCUGCCCCAGGACAUUUCUCUCUCAGGAAAGUAUUCAGAUCAAGGCUCGUUACAGUGUGUCUGGUGAAAAUAGGUCAAGUUUGGUAGUUGGCUGCCCUGGAAAGAACUGUGGAUGUGUUUGUGGUACGCAUCAAUACCUGUCCUAUUUAGAAGGACACUUGUAAGUGUGGACAGCAGCAAACCUGGCUUUGGAUUUGGGAAUUUUUAUGCCGCUGAAGAGAGUUAAAUAGAGGGAGUUUCCCCGCAUUUGAAUUAACCUUUAAAAAGAGGCUUUCCUCACAGUAUUUUCUGGCAAGCAUAAACGUUUAUACAGUGAAAAGGUCUCUUAAGAAGCAGUUUUUAAGAGGUCAGCUAGGACAAGUUUACUCUAUUAUAUGAGAUAGAAUUAAAAUAAAGACUGGAAGAGCAGUGGGAAUGAAGCUCCUAAGCUGUUCAGAUGCUGUAGCUGCCUCAGUGAAAGCUGCCUCAUCUUUCUUCAUCUAACCUAGUCACCCUCAGCUACCUCUAACCAGUAAAGAAAUGAAAACCUCCGGGAGACAAGGCAUCGCAUUACAAGAUAGGUCGCAUGAACCACCAUCAGGAAAAGCUUGUUUUUUUUAUGCAUCCCUCCAGGUUACCUCUGUUUGUGCCCUACAGUAUGCAGCUGUGCUGAGUUUACUUCCUCAGCAGCUUAGUGUUGUUCCCCCUCUCCCAUUUGUUCACUGGGAAAUCCCCACCACUGGAUUUUUUGGGAGGAAGUGGAAUGAAGUGUUACCUUUCUUAUUGGGCAGGGCUUAGUAACAGCAGAUUGUGCAAUACUUAAACAGAAAAAUAGUUCACUCUGCAUGAACCAGAGUAAGAAGCAGCAGGAGAAGAGAUCAAUCAAAGCUCAUACAGUGGCUGAAUCCUGAGUUAGGCUUAGGAGUAAUUAAAUAGCUAUGUAGAGAUAUGAUAACAUCCACACAGAGUCAAUUUAAUGUAUUAUAUGUCUAACAUUUUUAAUUAUACCUUUAGGACUAAAAUAUUUACAACAGUCUGUUUACCUGAUUGUUUUAUAGGUUCCCCCCACCCAACUUUUCUCAGAGCAAACUUUCAGAUUUUCCAAGUGUUCCUUCUCUCAGGAGGGAAACAUACUUACUGUUUGGCAUGAACUUAUAAGCUGGAAAAAGUGCCUCUGCCAAAGUCUAGUACAGAUACUCUCUACUGCUCCUUUAUCAGAUUGAGGGCAGCAGGAGCAAGAAGGAUGCAUAGACAGAGCAACAGCAGUACUGAGACUAUUGAUAUCAUUACAGAAACCAGUUAAUGGGCCAAAAGUCAUCUCUAGGCCACUACACCAACUAAUAUCGAUAUUGGAAUAACCUUUUUAUUGCCCCAUCCCAAUUUUAGAACAGAAUGUCACAGUGGUUUCAAAGAAGUGGACCUAUGAAUAUCAACCACUAUGCAAAUAAGAAGAGCGCUGCUGAGAGCAUGUUGGACAUUGCCCUGCUGAUGGCCAAUGCAUCCCAGCUGAAAGCCGUGAUGGAGCAAGGACCUUCCUUUUCUUUCUACGUUCCACUUAUCGUUCUUAUCAGUGUAUCACUCAUACUGCAAGUUGUAGUGGGAGUGCUCCUGAUAUUCCUUGUAAAAUAUGACCUUAACAACCCUGCAAAACACAGUAAGCUGGAUUUCCUCAACAACCUUGCAACUGGACUAGUAUUCAUUAUAGUGGUUGUGAAUAUUUUUAUCACUGCCUUUGGAGUGCAGAAGCCGGUGUCUGAGUCAACUUCAAGACAGUAAGUACAAGAGAUCUAAAGUAUUCAUUUUCCCAUAGACGCCAUUUGCACUUGAGCCAGUUACGUUCGGGCGCAGUAAAAAUAAUCUGAAGAAACUGGACACAGAGCAACUUUCUCAAGUUUCUGUCAACACGCACCUUUGUGUGCGUAGAACUUUCCGAUGUGUUAAUAUUUAAGCUAAUAUCUAAGGAACACUUGAUUUUGACCCACUGACUUUACUUUCCUGGAUCCUGGCAUUUCAAUUUUUGUAUAAACUAGUUAUUUUUCUGAUGAGUUUAUACCACUUCUCUAACAGGUAAAAAUCAACUGAUGGUAUCUACUUCACAGAUUUCAAGACUUGCCAUUUUCUGUGCCUUUUGUUUUUGCAGCAAUUUAACACUUCCAGAGUGGUAAGAAACUGGAGGCAUUCAGUUCUGGCAUGGUCACAUUGUCCUUAAUUUCACUCAGAUGGCACCUGGCCUGUGGUAUUGCACUACAUGGCAGCGGUUUUCCAUUGCAGUGCACCAAGAUAGCUCUGCCUUGGUUUUUUUUUUUUUUUUUUCUCCCCUCUCUCUCUCCCAGUUCUGCUCUUCAACUAAAGCAAAAAUAAAACAAAUAGAAAGAGUAGAGUAUCUUGUGUCCAGGUUUGCUCACAGAUAGUCAUUUGUUCUGCUACUUUGCCCCUGGACCAGUCAAAACUUUCCUCUCCUUUGUGCUAUACUCCAUCUUCCAUGCAAUAGCCAUAGUUCUGAAAAGCCUAAUAAGUGUUGCCAUUUCUAGGCCCAGCUGGAAAACUAGAGGACACAGAAUGAACUUUACUUGCAAAACUGGUUUCAAGGGCUUGACAGCAAUUCAAAUGGCAAAUGAAAGAUUCAUCCUUCCAUAGCCUGCUUUCUCCUCUUCCCAACACUGGCUUCUGCAGCUGUCUUGCACUCAAGACUUUAUGGCUAAUCUCUUCAUUAAUUUAUAUAAAUAUAGAGAUAUAAAUAUCCUCAUAGAUUCUUACCUGCUGGCUCAGGGACUGACACUUUCUCUAAAUACUUAAGAAUGGCUACAACAGAAGCAUUUUAGCCAUUUUACUGCCACACUAUCUGCCAUCAGAAAAAUUGUAGUUUAUUCUAGGGUGUGCUUAUUUGUAGGUACAGAUUUGUACUAAUACGUUUCCAUACUGUUAUAUUUUUAAAUGCUUCUUCCUGUACAUAUUAAUACAAGUAUGACUUUCACUGUCUCAUCUCAUUUACACUUUUUGAUAACACUGCUCUCUACUUGCAUCUCAUGACCCAGUUAUGCCCAGUGUCUUCAUUUACAUAUAACAUAAGCAUAAUUAGCAGAAAACAAAUCAGAAACUAGCACAAUUAAAGUGUAGACAACAUUUUUGAAUUUUGCAUUUUACCUUUUGUUGCUUCAUUUCAACUUAACAUGUAUUUUUCAGUAUGUGACAAACAAUGGUUUUAAUUGUGUGUUGUACAUAUGGAUUUAAACAUAAUUCAGAACAGCUGCUGAAUGAGGUACUCGGGAGAAAUGGCUUUAAAAAAAAACAAAACUGCUGAAGGACUAUUCAUCCAUACUUGUAUUGUAACAGUUUCAAUGCUGUACUGCAGUAAAUUGACUGGCCGAGUAGCAGUGCUGGAAACCUUACUAUUCUCCUUCCUUUUCAAAAUAGACAACUGUAGGCAGAGCCCUUCCAAGCACAAAACUGUGUGUGGCUCAGUGACCACCUUCGUUAUGCCAGGUUUUCACACAUUGGGAUAUUUGCCCUGUCUGUACACCUGACAUCAUUAGCUCUUUGAAGGCAUCUGCCUCUCCUCUCACUGCACAGGGAAUUUUGCACCCAAGGUAAAUGCCUGAAGUCAUUGCUUUGUGUCAUCCUGAACAGAUGACCAUUCUAAAAGGUAGUUUCUGAAAUGCUCUGCCUUUAACCUAGGCAUACACCAUGGUUUAUCAUUUUUGAUUUGAAUCAUUUUUGAUUGCCAAGGUAACAGUUUUUAAUAUUCUCUGUUGUAUUGUAUUUUUGUUUUGUUUUUUAAAAGCAAGAAAAGAUAGGAAAUGUUUUUCUGGCUUUUAGCUGAUCCUCUAACUUUUUGACUUACCCUUGAGGCAGAUGCAAAUAGAUAAAACACACAUGCUCUACUGAUGUAUACUCUGUUUAUACUAGGUGGUGAUUUGGCCCAAUUUUGAACACAUCUUUCCAUUCCUAUGCUGCUUAUUGCCACAGCCCUCCCUUAUUAGCACAAUUAGGUUUGUCUUGCACUGAAACACUUGCAAGCAGCCAGACUGCAGUACAGAAAUACCAAGAAGAUAUACCUUCCUGCUUCCCACAUCUCUCUGGCUCUCAUUAACUCCAGACUUAGAUAUUCCCUCAUCCGUUCCACUUGUCUCUUCAUUUCUCUUCAGUGCUUUGUACACCCUCCCUCAGUUCCUUUCCUAUUUUACUCCCCUUGUUACUAGGCCAUAGUUUUUCAGGUCACUCAAGUGAACAAGCUGUUGCAACAGUUUUCUCCCCCCAAAAAUAUAUCACUAUUCUUAUGAUAUCUUUGCCGCUAGAUUGUUGUCCACCAGAAACUACCAAAGCGUGUGUAAUCCAUCUCCCAGUUACUUAUGCUGUAGCAAAGGAAAAUAGCUAACUGGAUCCAGAAAACUAGGGUAUAAAACAUGAACUAAGUGAUGACAUAUCUACUACAGAUUCCAAUGGACUUUGCAAGAUGUGGGUCUGAGGACACACAGGAGGAAAAGAAACAUCCUUAAGCUUGAACACAUUCUUGAUGUCAAGAGCUGAAUACAUGGAUCCACACUAAGAGACAGGUGCCUAUUCUCUUGAAGUCUGCCAGAGCCAGACUUAGGACAACAAAACUGUGAAUCCUGUUUCCAUUCUGCCUCCUGAAUGCCUGUAAGUGACAGCAGCGUCACAACAGCAAUACUUGCAACUUCCAAAGACCUGGUUGCUUCUGUCAACCCUAAACACACGAAAGCCUGACCUUAAAGCCAUCCAACUGGACAGAAGAAUGUACUGGGCAUCAGCAGUAUUCAACUCACAUUUGAAUGUCUUUUUAAAUAAAGAGGAUACUGGUU
Struthio camelus australis is the source of this 10589-nucleotide messenger RNA. The record is from RefSeq and is a predicted model, not a curated record. Lineage: Eukaryota; Metazoa; Chordata; Aves; Struthioniformes; Struthionidae.